AUGACAGUAAUCGGCACGGUGAUCCAACAACAACUUUACGCGCUAUCCUCACGAUCAAGGCCGACAACUGACAUUUCAGAAUGGCGCGAAAUAUACGCGGGACACAAAAUCGUGGAGGUGGCGGCCUCCGAUGAAAGCGCGCACUGCGAUCCGUGUCGCGUGUGUUGUCGUUCCGUACGACAAUUAAAACUGGCGGGCAAUCUGGCUCGGUCCUCCGGCAGCGGCGGCGGCGGCGGUGUCGGUGGUGGACGUAACGCCGGCGGUAGAUCCGGCGGUGGUAGUGGCGGCGGCGGAACCGGUAACAGUGGUGGCGGAGGUGGCGGCGGCAACAACAACAACAACAACAACGGAGGCGGCGGCAACGGAAGCGGUGGCGCGUGUUCCAGGAGCGCGGGGGCGGCGGCCGCCGCCGCCGCCGCUGCCGCCGAAUCCGGAAUCGCUAGCAGCGGCGCCACGGAGGAAGGCGCCGGUCUCUCCGGUCAUUUAAUCGAAUGGGAAGAGAACGACCGUUUCUCGUUCGACGACUCGGAUCGUUUCGAGGAGGACUCGUUGUGCAGCUUCAGCAGUGAGCACGAGUCGCUCUGUAAUAAUUGGAGAGGAUGGAGACGACCUGCCGCGACAUUCGGCAUCGGCAAGAAGCCCUUCGAGGACGGACAGCCGGUGCCGACCCUGUGCGAACUAGCGGCGCGAUGCGUCGCCUCUCACAUCCCCUUCGAGCUGGUGGAGCAUUUCUACCCGCCGGUGCCGGAACAGCUCCAGCUGCGCAUCGCCUUCUGGAGCUUUCCCGACAACGAGGAGGACAUACGGCUGUACUCGUGUUUGGCGAACGGCAGCGCCGACGAGUUCCUUCGCGGAGAGCAUCUAUUCCGGUCUAGAAGCGUAAAGGAGCCUUUGCAAAUCGGAUUCCACCUGAACGCCAGCGUGAAUCCGCAAAUGGUGCCGAACGGCGGGCGACCUCAGUUCAACGUCGCCGUGACCUUCGAUCGACGGAAAAUCACGUCGUGCAAUUGCACCUGCUCCUCAACGGCCUACUGGUGCGCGCACGUAGUAGCCGUAUGUCUGCACAGGAUACACAUGUCAACGCAAGUAUGUCUGAGGGCACCGGUCAGCGAAUCCCUGUCGAGACUACAUCGAGAGCAACUGCAAAAGUUCGCCCAGUACCUCAUCAGCGAAUUGCCGCAGCAGAUUUUACCUACUGCUCAACGGCUUCUGGACGAACUGUUGUCGAUGCAACCGAGCGCCAUCAACAUUUAUUGCGGAGCGCCCGAUCCGACUGCAGGAGCCUCGACUCACGAUCAAACGUCCUGGUACUUAGACGAGAAGACGCUACACGAUAACAUAAAGAAGAUCCUCAUCAAAUUCUGCGUGCCCGCUCCCAUAGUGUUCAGCGACGUUAAUUACCUGAGCACCACGGCGCCACCCGCUGCUGCCGAGUGGGCAUCGCUGCUGCGGCCAUUGAGAGGCCGCGAGCCCGAGGGCAUGUGGAACCUCCUCUCGAUAGUGCGCGAGAUGUUCAAGCGGAAUGACCGUAACGCCAUACCUCUUCUGGAGAUCAUCACGGAGGAGUGCAUGGCCUGCGAGCAGAUCCUCGUCUGGUGGUUCAACACCAAGGUUGCGUUGCUCAACGGCACCGGAUACGGCGGCAAGCAUAAUAUGAACAGCAACGUCCACGCUUCCCAGCACGCGUGCUCGUCCCUCUGCGACGAGAUCGUCGUGCUGUGGCGAUUAGCCUCGUUGAAUCCCGGCCUCUCACCGGCGGAGCGCGAGAUGCUGCAUGCUCAAUUCUUGACUUGGCACUUGAAGAUCAUAGACAAAGUCACCAAGAGCCGUGGCAGUUCCGUGUCGCAUAAUUCGCACAACAGGAACAACAGUGGCACGCAGAAGGAAACUUCCCUGAAACACGAUGUUGCGGUAUUCACCGGCUUCAAACCGGCGCUGGAGGCUUGCUACCUGGACUGGGACGAGUACAUCUUGCCCGGGAUCACCUACACCGCUGGUAGCAAUCCCAUGUAUCACUGUCCCUUCACCUGCUUCCGACACGCCGGCGACACGAGAACGGAGGUCAAUCAGGUCAAUUCCAGCUCGGCUGUGCUGAAUUACCAACCACCGAUCUCGCAUCACCACCACAGACGGCCGUUGAACGUCGGCCUGGUUGAAUUCAGUUACUUGGACCGGCGACGGCUGAAUCCGCGUGAGUUUUCUCUGUGCUCGCGGAACGCUGGCGGCGGUGGCGACGGGAAUCGCAGCAGCGUCAGCUCCGAGGGCUUCUGCGAGAAUGACACCGACAUUCCCGACAUAACGGAAUCUCAAGUCGUCCUCGUCAGACAAGGUUGCGCUCAGCUGAACAACUGCGGCGACACGGACUCGCAGGAGGGAGGUGGCAGCGAAUCGUCCUCUAACAGCAACGUCAGCCUGAAAGAUGCUCAAGGCUCGGACAAUCCCCGCUCAAACGCCUCGUCCGAGACUAAUAGUGAUAGUAACGACAGUAGUAAUAACAAAGCAGCAUGCGAGGAUAGUAGGAUGAAUCUCCCGGAGAACCGCGACAAGUCGGCGCUCUCCAAGGACACCGCCGCCAAAAGUGAACAGGAGUCUGACCAAGAGAAAGAGGCCAGACAACCGUUCAAGGAUGAGAGCUCCUCGUCCAGCAGCGAUAGUCCUUCCGGUGACGAGUAUCACGUGUAUUACUACGAUCCGAAAACCGUCACCAGCAGCAGUGGCCUGCCGAGCAAAUACGUGAACAGCAAUACCCAUGCCACGGCCACACCGGACAUCGGUACGGUUUUGGACAACUUGAAGAAGAUCGAGGACCCGUGGGACAUCCUGUUCUCGCGGGCGGAAGGACUCUACGCUCACGGUCACACGAGGGAAGCCUGCAUUCUCGGUGUACAGCUGGCCGAGGAGCUCUUGGCUAACCCGCCCGACCUUAUGAUCGAGGGGCCGCCGGCGCCGGCUAGCAAGAGCAGGCGGAAAAAGCAACACGUUAAUUCGGCGUCUCAUCAGUUAACGUGUCUCGCUUCGGCGACUCUGGCGAAAUGCGGAUUCCUGUGCACGGUAUUGGCCGAGAACCCAGAACAUCACAAUCUGGCGUUUCGUGUGGGGCUUUUCGGCCUCGAAAUGGCCAGGCCACCGGCGAACACGAAACCGUUGGAGGUCAAGCUGGCUCACCAGGAGAGCGAAUUAGUGGUAUUACUAAAGAGGAUCCCUUUGGGACCGGCGGAAUUAGCCAUGAUACGACAGAGAGCGGAACAACUGAGGGACGGCGUUAUGCGAUCAAGAGGGCACGCGCUCUUGCCCAUCAUGCUGGCCAGCUUCAUAUACGAUGCGCUUGAUGUGCCAAGAGUGAAAUUGCCGACAGAGGUCGAACCGAAUCUCGGAUUUGACGCUGCCGUAGCUGUGCUGGGAUUGAAGGCGAAUGUGAGUGAAGCGGAUCAUCCGCUUCUUUGCGAAGGAACACGUAGGCAGAGAGGGGAGUUGGCUAUCACCCUGCUCGUUCAUUACAAAGACGAUCCCGUCAAAUUGGCCAGAAUCAUGGACAAAUUACUGGAUCGAGACGUUCAUCAGCUAAUCAAAUCGCCCAUCCUCAGUAGCUAUUACACCUCCAAUCCUCCUACUAAGAGCGAGAUGUCAAGAUGUGUUCACGAAGAAUGCUCGUCACCCCUCACCGGGAAGGACAACGGCGGAAAUGGCGAUAACAUCGUCGGCGGUAGUAGCAGACCUCACAGCAGCACCAGCGCGGAGCUAGAGAGUGGUAUGAGUGCACUGACCGUACAACCGCAGAUUGUUCAGCCAUCUGUGCCUAUUAGAACUAAAGAAACGCGAUAUAAGAGUAAAAGAGUAUAUCCGUCUAUUCCCAACCAGCCGUCAGAAGCGGGGGCACACUUCAUGUGCGAGCUCGCGAAAACUGUCCUAGCGAAGGCCGGUGGCACCAGUUCCACGUCGUUAUUCCAUCAGCCAUCCACCAGUCAGAACCAUCACGGUCCGCACAGGGCGCUUCACAUGUGCGCUUUUCAGCUCGGCUUGUACGCUCUUGGUCUGCACAAUUGCGUCAGUCCGAAUUGGCUCAGUCGCACGUACUCAAGCCACGUAUCCUGGAUAACCGGUCAGGCGAUGGAGAUCGGAGCGCCGGCUAUCUGGUUCCUCAUCGACAGCUGGGAAGGCCACUUGACGCCACCUGAGGCUGCCAGUAUAGCCGACAAGUCGUCUCGAGGGAGCGAUCCGAAUAUGGUCAGAGCAGCGGCGGAGCUCGCUUUGUCCUGCCUGCCGCACGCGCACGCGCUCAACCCCAAUGAAAUCCAGAGAGCCAUAUCUCAAUGUAAGGAACAGAGUGAAGCUAUGCUGGAGAAAGCCUGUAUCACAGUGGAAAACACCGCGAAAGGCGGCGGUGUUUAUCCGGAGGUGCUCUUUCAGGUGGCGAAGUACUGGUACGAGCUGUUUCUCCGGCGAAAUCCUGGUGGCGAUCAGCAGGAUGAUGUUCCACAUGAUCCUUUGCAACUGGAUCUCAAUGGGAUACUGUUAGUCGAACCAGGGCCUCCCGUGGACUUGCCAAAUAAUCAGAUGAUGCCCGGCCCGACUCAGGCGGUUGUUGUGACCAGCACGCAACCUCCACCUCAGCCUUACUCCACUCAUCCAACGAUCACAACUUUGGCGCCUUUAGGCGUCGGCAUGCCAUACGCAGUGGGCCCCUUCAGUUUUGUACAUCCCCACCAUUCUAUCGCGACAUUCAGUGGCCCCAUGCCGUCGCAUCGUGUCACUCUACCGCCCGCACCUCCGCACAUGCAGAUGUAUCAUGCGUUUCCACCUCAUCCCGGGCAUCCACAGCAUCCGCAACACCCCCCACAUCCGCAUCAUCCACCUCCGCCCGCGCCACCACCACCUGGGCCGCAGUAUUACACUGCACAGCCUCCGCCUGCCCCAGGAGCUCAUCACUUAUACCCCAUGCCAGUCAAUGUCCAAGCGGGAGUAGCUGGUCCUCUCCCAGGGCAAAAUACAUUACCCCCCGGGCCGCCGUUGGUCCAAACACAACCCAUAAUAUCGACUGUGAGAGCUCAACCUCAGGUUCACAGGCAGAAUCAACCGUUCAGUCAGCAGCAUUUGCGGACGCUCGUUUCUGCCUAUCGCGUGGGUAUGUUGGCCUUGGAGACUUUGGCUCGUCGGGUGCACGAUGACCGGCCUCAGGCCAAAUUUGCACGUAAUCCACCAUACGGGGAAGACGUGAAAUUUUUGCUCAGGGUUGCGAAGCGUCUCGGCACGCAGUAUAUGCAUCAGCUUUGCAUCUGCGCCGUGAAUAGUAUCGUCAGUCCCUUCGUUCUCCACCAUGUCGCUCUGGAAGCGUCCCAGUACCUCGCCAGGAACAACCCGGCGCUCAUUCUGCAGCACUUGAGAUCCGCCUUAUUGGCGCCGCUGGUGCACAAGUGCCAACAGAUGUAUAUUCAGUGUAUGCAUCAGAAGCUGUAUCACUUAACAGCUAGCGAUUACGAGGAGUUCGCCAAUGUGGUAUGCGCGGCACGGGCCGCCUUUCAGAUCAACCCCGAAGGAAAUACUCAGUUCAAGGAGUGGCUGCAAUCCAUUAAAAGAUCUCAAUCCUGCAAUAAAGACUUGUGGGCGCAGAUUAACGCGGCGCUACAACAGACCGGCAAAUGACACAGAAUCGAGCCAGCCGCGACGUGGCUCACCUCCCUCCCCCAUCACCCUCAUCCUCCGCCGCCGCCACCGCCACCGCCUCCGCCACCACCUACGACCACGACUCUCGUGUUGCAGCAUCAACACCCGUGUCAUCCCCAUCCACAGAGUGUCGUAUGCGUUCACGGACUGGCCAUCAAUCCUACCCUCAACAAGUUCACUUGGGACAAGAUCUCGAUACCGUGCAUCGUCGAGGAGGUGACGCACCAACUGGCGCCUCCUCCCCCUCCUCAGCAUCAGAUGAUGGCCGGUAUGCCGGGACCGUCCGCGUGGCAAGAACCAACCGACGGCCGUGGUUCUCAAGGGAUCAAUCCCAGAGACGCUUGAGAUAUAUUUUAAGUUUUAGUUAAAUGUAUUUAGAUCACAAAGUACUUUAGUUAAGCGUAUGUAACUUCGAGGAUGAGUUAGGUUAGGUUAGGUAUCACUAAGUCAGCAGUUAAGUGUAACAGCAGCCACGAGUAUAAGUUUUAGGUAU
Messenger RNA from Dinoponera quadriceps, 6154 nucleotides. It is a transcript of the gene Dora, whose product is annotated as zinc finger SWIM domain-containing protein 8. Bases 1 to 5640 code for a protein of 1879 amino acids. The record is from RefSeq and is a predicted model, not a curated record. NCBI's taxonomy places the organism in Eukaryota, Metazoa, Arthropoda, Insecta, Hymenoptera, Formicidae. The transcript has 22 exons. Gene Ontology annotation, molecular function: zinc ion binding. Gene Ontology annotation, cellular component: Cul2-RING ubiquitin ligase complex.